AUGGUGCAUGGACUCGCUCGCAAGUAUGAAAUCAAUGCCGAUAUGGGCGAAGGUUUUGGACGAUGGAAGAUGGGCCCUGACGAAGAGUUGAUGCCUUUCAUUGAUGCCGCAAAUAUCGCUUGCGGUUUCCAUGCCGGUGAUCCUUCCAUUAUGCUCAAAACUAUUCGUCUUUGCAAAAAGCACGGCGUUAGAGCCGGCGCUCACCCUGGGUUACAGGACUUAUUCGGCUUCGGUCGGAGGAAGAUGGAAAUCGACGUCAACGACAUGUAUGCCAUGGUUCUUUAUCAAGUCGGUGCUCUCAAAGCCAUGCUAGAUGCUGAGGGCGUAGAGCUGUCCCACAUCAAGCCUCAUGGAGAAUUAUUCUUUUACAUGCAAAGAGACAAGGGCAUCAUGAGAGCUGUUUUGGAGGCAUGUGCGAUUUUCAAAGUGCCCGUCUAUGCCUCGCAAAAUCCUGAACAAGAGGCGAUGUGCAAGGAGUUGGGCAUUCCAUUCCAAGGAGAAGUGUAUGUCGACAUAGACUAUUCGCCAGAAGGAAAACUUGUGCCUGUGGCACAGUCUCAACAGGUUACACCAGAACUCUGUUAUGAGCGGGCAUAUGGAGCGACUAUGACUGAUAGUGGGAAGAACAUCAACGGGGAUAAGUUCAGCUUUGGCUUCGACGGCAAGCCCUUUAGCAUCUGUCUUCACUCUGAUGUGCCUACAGUCCUUCAAAACGCAAAGGUAGUACGCCAAGCAGUUGAUGAAGCAAAUCGGACCAAGUUUGCGUCGGAAGUUAGCCAGGUCAAUCAUGCGCCGUAG
Messenger RNA from Trichoderma gamsii, 798 nucleotides. RefSeq lists its product as hypothetical. The transcript is spliced from 2 exons. Gene Ontology annotation, biological process: carbohydrate metabolic process. The record is from RefSeq and is a predicted model, not a curated record. NCBI's taxonomy places the organism in Eukaryota, Fungi, Ascomycota, Sordariomycetes, Hypocreales, Hypocreaceae. The coding region runs from base 1 to 798 and encodes 265 amino acids.